AUGGCCAACAUAGUCAACUUUCCUGUGUCUGUGGAUCACUCUAUGGAGGCGCUCCCUGCGACCUCCCGCAUUCGCCAGAUCUAUCCCGAGGACCUGUUCCCGAAUGGAAACUAUGCUCAACUUCCCUAUGGCCGCGUUCGGUACUGGCUCCUAGGCCCCGAGGACGGCACCAAGGUCGUGCUCAUCCACGGGAUCUCCACACCUGGAGUGACUUGGAAAGAGAUCGCACCCUACCUCGCGGAGCACGGCUUCCGCGUCCUCGUAUAUGAUCUGUACGGAAAGGGCUACUCUGAAGCCCCGAAGACGGCCUUCGAUGCGACGCUGUUCGUCGUCCAGCUUGCCCUCUUGCUGCAGUACAUUCGCUGGGACGCCGCCCACAUCGUCGGCUUCUCCAUGGGCGGCGGCGUCGCCGCCUCAUUUGCAGCGUCCGUGCCGCAUCUCGUCGCAGGCAAGGUCGUGUUCAUAGCUGCUGCCGGCUUGCUCACGCGUCUUAGUGCGCCGAAUCCUAGCGCACGAGUUCCGAUUCCGGAGCAUUUAGAGCUCCGCGAUCUGCAGAGCAGCGCGCUCCCCGGGUACAAGCGCAGCCUCCAAUCGUGCGUCGACGUCGGGCCUAUCCGCGGGCUGGAGGCUGCAUACGAUGCUGUCUCCAAGGUCGCAGCCGGCCCCGCGCAGGAGCCGCUGCAAGUACUCGUCAUCCAUGGCACCGACGACGCCAUCGUGCCUUACGAAGAGGCGAACAAGAUCAAGGGACGGGUGCCGCAGGCCGAGAUCGUGCCUAUAGAGGGCGCGACGCAUAGUUUGGUGCUGCAGGAGGGCCAUUGGCAGAUCGUGGCGGAGAACCUGGCCCGGUUCUUGAAGUAG
Molecule: messenger RNA, 861 nt
Organism: Trametes versicolor FP-101664 SS1
Lineage: Eukaryota; Fungi; Basidiomycota; Agaricomycetes; Polyporales; Polyporaceae
Product: alpha/beta-hydrolase
Exons: 9
Coding region: 1-861 (286 amino acids)
Source: RefSeq, a predicted model, not a curated record